Molecule: messenger RNA, 979 nt
Organism: Dacryopinax primogenitus
Lineage: Eukaryota; Fungi; Basidiomycota; Dacrymycetes; Dacrymycetales; Dacrymycetaceae
Product: phosophoadenylyl-sulfate reductase
Exons: 2
Coding region: 54-953 (299 amino acids)
Cellular component (GO): cytoplasm
Molecular function (GO): phosphoadenylyl-sulfate reductase (thioredoxin) activity
Source: RefSeq, a predicted model, not a curated record
ACUUCAUCCUCCUUGUAUACCAUCAACGAGUCAGUUGAAUACACUCGCCCAAAAUGCCUUCGACUACUUGGCCAACACCAUCCGUGACGCUCCCCACUGUUCCCGAACUGGAAGAUAUCAACCUCUACCUGGAGAAGUUGUCGCCACAAGAAGUGCUUCUAUGGGGCCUUCGUCAUCUCCCGAAUUUAUACCAGUCUACUGCCUUUGGCAUCACCGGUCUCUGUACAACACACAUGCUCACGACCUUUCCGACUUCUGCCUUCCCCGAGCCUUCCAAUCCCCAGGUACCAAUGAUCUUCGUCGAUACCCUAUAUCAUUUCCAAGAGACCCUUGAGCUGAAGGACGAAGUCGAGAAAAAAUACAAUGUUCCGGUCAUCGUUGCGAAACCACAAGACUGCGAGACCGUGGCCGACUUCGAGGCGAAACACGGUGAACGUCUGUGGGAGCGCAACGAACCGACCUACGACUUCCUCGUGAAGGUUGAUCCAGCCCGUCGGAUAUACGAAAAACUGGCCGUCAAAUCCCUCUUGACUGGCCGGAGGAGGUCGCAGGGUGCCGCACGUGCAAAGCUCAGCCCUCUCGAGAUUGACGAGACCGGCAUGUUCAAGCUCAAUCCCCUAUUCAGCUGGUCUUUGGAACAGGUACAGACCUACUUAGACGAGAACGACGUCCCGAAAAACAAGCUUCUCUCGCAAGGGUACAAGAGCGUUGGAGACUGGCACUCUACUACAAAGUCUAAGGAGGGGGAAGGCGAGCGUGAUGGUCGCUGGCGAGGACGCGAAGAGAAGACUGAGUGCGGAUUGCACGAGGACUACUUCAAGCUCAAGUUGUUGGCUAAGAAGCAGAAGCGUGAGGAGGAGCUUCGUCGCCGAGAUGAGGCACAGGACAAGCUACAGGGGAGCUUUGCGUCAUUAGAAAUUUCCGAGAAGACGGCCACCGAGACUACAGCAUAGAGGAUCUGCAAUGUAACAAAUAGAAG